GAACCGGGACUGCGCGGCGGAGGAAUACACGAACUUAUAUAGCCCACAGAACACUUGUGACACACAUCUUUGGUUGUGUGAUAGAGGUGUAGACGAGAGCCCUCGCCCUUGUAGAGUAGCUUGUGAAGACUGAUCCAUAAACGCCGUCAGAAAUGGCCGACCAGCUAACAGAAGAGCAGAUCGCUGAGUUCAAGGAGGCGUUCUCCUUGUUCGACAAGGACGGCGACGGCACCAUCACCACCAAAGAGCUGGGCACAGUGAUGCGCUCCCUGGGCCAGAACCCCACUGAGGCGGAGCUGCAGGACAUGAUCAACGAGGUGGACGCAGACGGAAACGGCACAAUUGACUUCCCAGAGUUCCUCACCAUGAUGGCCAGGAAAAUGAAGGACACAGACAGCGAGGAGGAGAUCCGUGAGGCCUUCAGAGUGUUUGACAAGGACGGGAACGGCUACAUCAGUGCUGCAGAGCUGCGUCACGUCAUGACCAACCUGGGCGAGAAGCUGACGGACGAGGAGGUGGACGAGAUGAUCAGAGAAGCCGACAUUGACGGAGACGGACAGGUCAACUACGAAGAGUUUGUACAAAUGAUGACGGCAAAGUGAAGCGCCCCUGUCCUCUCCCGACCUCCUUAGAAGAUUAAAAAAAAAGAAAAAUCAGUCAAAUGUUUUACUUACCUCUUGCAAAAAUAUUCAUCUAUUCAUACUGUUUCUGUAUAGAAAAUAUAACUGAAUGUUGAAAAUGGAAAAAAAAUGUCCUUAAAAAGUAAAAAAAAAAAAUAAAGUAACAAAAAGACAAAAAAUUAAUGCUCUACUGAAGAAGAAAAAACAACAAACAACAACAACAAUGAUCUGCAUGUACUGACUAGUGGUCCUGUUCCAGACGAUCAAUCUUAGAUCAUCCGUAAAGACUACAGAAUACUCUUAAUCUAUACCAAUAAUCCACAAGCUAUAGGAAGCCCCUAUGAGAGCACAUGGCUUCAACUGUUGAACCGGUCCCAGUGUUUGGGCUGGCCAUUAUGUCCUGUUUCUCCUCUACGAUCUUGUUUUUCUUUCUUCUUCCUUUUUCCCUCGUUCUUUCUGUUGUUGGUGCAUGCAUCUUGAGGCUGGAGCCAUAGUCUGGACAGUCGGUUGGCAUAAUCCAUUUCCCGCUGGUGUUUGGUUGUUUGUGGAGUGGGGGGUGGUGGUGGUUAUGGGCAGGGUGUUGUCUGGUAGACUGCAAAGUCUUUAGUUUGGGUGGAGGUCGAGUGUUCACGUGCUGGUCGGACAAGUUGAAAAGCUCCAAAGUCAAACCCAUCAACUGCGUCAUGUUCACACGCUUUUUGAUUAAAGUAAAACAGAUUUAUUUUUAUUUUCAGAUUGAAAACAUUUUUUUUUUUUUUUUUUUUUUUAAUGAAGG
Messenger RNA from Clupea harengus (Atlantic herring), 1395 nucleotides. It is a transcript of the gene calm1a, whose product is annotated as calmodulin 1a. Gene Ontology annotation, cellular component: myosin II complex. Gene Ontology annotation, molecular function: calcium ion binding. The record is from RefSeq and is a predicted model, not a curated record. Lineage: Eukaryota; Metazoa; Chordata; Actinopteri; Clupeiformes; Clupeidae.